AUGCGGAUCAUUGUGUUGUUUGCAGUGAUCCUUCAGAUCCUGGGCAAUUACGCCUUCACUGCGAAGACGGAAGAGGAGGCAAAGGGCCCAAGCAAGAAAGCUUUGGCAUCUGCACAAAUCAGGCAUCAGGACCCUUUCUCUUGCUUCAUUGAGGUGGACUGGCGUUGCAGCUUUUGCUGGAGAACCAACAAGGCCAACACAAAGAGUUGUGCCAGGUGUGGGAUAAAGUGGACUCAUGGUCAGGAUCCCACCUACACCCCGCAGAAGGACAUGAAUGCCAGGCCAAAGAGUCCCAGACGUGUGCAACAGUCAACAGGGAACUGGAACUACACGGGCUGGAACGAGGAUACAGACUGGGGCGAUUCGAACUGGCAACAAGGUUAUGGUUCGUCAUCAGCCUAUCGCCAACGUGGAGAUACCCCUCGAAAAAAGACUCCGAAGCAGAAGAAAGGAGCCAAGCCUCGAUCAGAUGGUCGACACUCCUACGAUGUUCCACCGCCGGAACCGCCGUGGAACUCCAACUAUGCAGGAGCACCACAGCAAUUGGCUCAUGGUGGAGAAGAUCAUUCAGCAGCUGCAGAAAAUCUCACAUUACUUGCAACUGCAUUGAAGGAAACGAACACAACAGUACCUGCAAGUGUUGCCCACAUUGUUGUAGAGAACUCAGCGCCUGUGCCAACUUCGAAGAGCCUCAAGAAUGCGGUGGACAAGAUGGACAAGGAGGAUCAAGAGCUUGCAGACAAGGUGAAAGCAGCACAAGAGAAACUGCAGCAGACAAAGGACACCGUGGAAGAAAGGAAGGUGGCAUUGGAGGAGCUCGACGCGGACACCAACAUCGAGAUCUCAGACGACGAGAUGGUGGACAAGGUGGACUCAUCCGAGCAGAUCCAAGCCAACAUCAGCCACAUGGUCGAGAACCUGCAAAAGCUGCAUCAGACUGCAGAAGCAGCAAUCAUAGAAGCAGGCGAGAACAAGAACAAGCGUCCAAGAUUGGAAGAGCCAGGUUGGAACUAUAACAAUGUGCCCAAGCCCAAGCACCUCUUCUUUGCCGCCCUUGCAACCGAAGAGAAGCAGGAUAUCACGGAGGGUUCCACAUUUCAGCUUGUGCUCCUGGACGUGGAAUUUCACAGUGCUUUGCCGUCCCUCGAGCCCGAAAGUGUACGCAGAGUCAAGCUUUUGCCCAAACCAUUGCGAGGAAAGCUUUGCUUGCUCUACUUGGACUGCAGCCAUAUUGUCAAUAUGCACGUCAUGUUUGCUUUGUUUGGCACAACAAGCAUCUGGUGGGAGCGCAACAACGGGCUCUGA
Cladocopium goreaui is the source of this 1305-nucleotide messenger RNA. The record is from the annotation of a GenBank genome assembly. Lineage: Eukaryota; Dinophyceae; Suessiales; Symbiodiniaceae.